UGUCAAUCAUUCGAGGAGGCGGGGACAAAGAAGUUGAUAAAACUAAAGUCACACCUCGAAAUAUCCAUUGAGCGAGGUAAGCUCAAGCAACUGGGUUAGCCACAUCUGCUUUCACCGAAAACCUCUUCGCCAAGAUGAAGCUGGUCUGCUCGUGGAUACUAGUUUUUGCUUUGCUUUAUGGAUGCCUUGCCAAGGAGAACACUCAAGAAAGCUCCAACACUGAAGAUGAGAAGCUCGACAUCAAGCCGCGCGCAUAUUACCCCCCAUCAGAAUGCAGAUCGUACACAAUGUUACACGGAGCCGAUCGUGCAAUGGCCAAUACCGCACAAAAUGCCCUCCGCUGUGACAAGAAUGAGUUUCCAGGUAACCUGUGGUACCGUUUCACUGGACAAGCAGGCAAUGCUAUGCCAACAAGUUGUGUACUUGAAAAACGCUGUGGAACCCACGCGCCUGGGUGGAUGGUGGGAGCUCAUCCCACUGUAGCCCAAGGUAUGGUGACUCGCAAGGUGUGCUACCACUGGACUAAAAACUGCUGCAGAUGGAGCAACUACAUCAAAGUCAGGAACUGCGGUGCAUUCUACGUCUACCAGCUUCCCAAGACACCAGUGUGCUGGCUUCGCUACUGUGGCAACGGCAUUCUUCAACCACCUGGUAAGAAGCAUCCAAGUCUCCUACUUGCUGCACCGCUGAAAUAAAAAAAAAAUAGUAA
Messenger RNA from Nematostella vectensis (starlet sea anemone), 709 nucleotides. Its product is annotated as pancreatic secretory granule membrane major glycoprotein GP2-like. The record is from RefSeq and is a predicted model, not a curated record. Bases 135 to 695 code for a protein of 186 amino acids. The transcript is spliced from 4 exons. NCBI's taxonomy places the organism in Eukaryota, Metazoa, Cnidaria, Anthozoa, Actiniaria, Edwardsiidae.